AUGUUGCAGGUGCAUCCAUGCGGCCGCUACCGGCACAACACAGUGGUCUUCAUCUUGGCCAAGGAGUACAAUCUGCGCAACUUGCGAACUAUUCAUCGUCUUGACCGUCUUACAUCUGGUCUUCUACUCUUUGGUCGGACUCCAAAAAAGGCACGUGCUAUGGAGCAUCAGAUUCGCAACCGUCAGGUGGUCAAAGAGUAUGUGUGUCGUGUUGAAGGAGAUUUUCCCAGUGAAGUGAUUGAGUGCGAGCAGCCCAUUGAAGUCGUGAGCUACAAAAUUGGAGUGUGCAAAGUGUCUCCCCGGGGAAAACACUGCACCACAACUUUCCAAAAGCUGGGUUUCAAUGGCAAAACAAGUGUUAUAUCAUGCAAGCCACACACAGGACGAAUGCACCAGAUUCGUGUGCAUCUACAAUAUCUAGGUUAUCCGGUUGUCAAUGAUCCUCUCUACAACCACACUGUGUUUGGACCUGAGAAAGGUCGUGGAGGUAACAUUGGGAAAACAGAUGAAGAACUUAUUCGUGACCUUAUUAACAUUCAUAAUGCUGAGAAUUGGUUGGGGAUGGAUGGAGAUUCAGAACUCAGUAUGUUUAAACGUACUGAUCUAGAUGAAACUAAAGGAUGCAGUGCAGGAGAUGAAGAGGCAGAUGUGGGGAGCCGCGAGCCUUCUCCAUGUGAUGAAGCUGGAGACGGAGCAGACUCCCCAUCGGUGCCUGCGUCUGUGCCUGUCCCUGCCCCUGCCCCCACUCCCCCAGCUCUUCCUCCCAGCAUGCCAGUCCGGCCCCCGGCAGGGUCCAAAGUAACUGUGGCCACUCAGACCGGUCAGGAGGCUCCGGAUCUCACUUUCAACCCGGAUAAACUAACCUGGGACGAACAUUGUUAUGAGUGCAAGGUGCGGUACCGAGAUCCCAAACCCAAGGACUUGGUGAUGUACCUGCAUGCCUGGAAGUACAAGGGUCCAGGGUGGUCCUAUGAGACAGAGUUGCCUGACUGGGCACGUGUGGAUUGGGUGGAGCAAGAUGAGUAGAACUGGUGAAAGCAUUCAGCAGAAGAGGCAAGAAGACGCAAGAGACGUAUUCACUAGCCCAGUGCUGUAUGGAACCAAGCAUCCACCUACUCACUCUGCUACACUCUACAUAUGCAGCACAUGACGUUUACAUACAGAAUCGCGUGGUGAUUCUUUGAGGAAUGUUACUACAACUGUACUUGUAAUCAGAAUUAUAACCAAGCAUGGUUGCAUGAAUGAGUCAGAAUGAAUGGAUGGAUGAUUGUGCAUUUGUGGACCAUCACGUGUGUAAAUUGCUGUAGGGCAAUGUGCUUGAGAUGGGUUGAACCAACAUACAAUUGUGGAAAACAAAUCCUUGAAUUGUCCAGCUAUUAUUUUAUUUUGAUUAACAAAUUAAUGGGCGUAAAGGAAUCCCAAGUGAGUUAAUAUACAAGUAAAUACAAAGCAAAGUACGUGCAUGCUAUUUUGGUUAUUUCAGUAUGGAUAACUGCUCUUUUUUGCAAGUGUAAAAUGACAAAAAAGUUUUUAAAGAAGGAAUAACCCAUUUUUUGCAUUUUGCCCAGACCAUUUUCUGAAAUCUUUGUAAGUGCUCUAUAAUAUACAUAUACAUACUAUAUGAUUUCUGUGAUGAAUUGUAAGGGGAAGGCAAGUAUUUAAGCCAAGGACCACAACCGCAAGGGAGCAAGCUUCCCCGCCUUGUAAAGUUACACGACGACCACCAGAAGUCAGUCAGACAGACCGUGCCUUGUAAGUGUCCCGCACCACCCCACCGCACAGGAUAUUCCUUUUGUUUGGCUGAGCUGAUUUCCCUGCCAGACUCCUAACCUUAUUUCCUCUCGCACACUAUUUCUGUUCUAAAGAAGUGUCUUAUGUACUAGGAACGUAACUGCUUCAGACUAAAUCAUUUGUCGAGCUUAUUGUAGGAAAAAAGUCCUUUUCCAUAGCCAUAAUGCAUUGAACAAUACAGCUCUAACUUUCUAAGUCCUACGUACCUCACUGACUUUUUCCCCUUGCAAUACACUUUCCCCAUAAACCUAGUAUUUCUAAUCUUCUUUAAACUUUUAAGCUUCAGAAUUGUAAUCAUACUAGUGUGAAAAUAGUAUUAUUUAUAAAUGGUAGAAAAGAGAAACUAAUUUUUGAUACCAAUAAUUUAGAUCCUUGCUUUUGCAUUCAGUAUCAUGUUAGUGACUUGCAGUGGUGUGAAGUAGACAAAGAUGGGUUUGUUUCUGUCUGCCAUUUGAGUAGUAAUAAAGGAAUCUGUACCACAUGCUUUAAUGUAAAGUCUGGUUAUAUCUGGAUACUCAAGGAACAGGUAGUGCAUUAUGUCUCAAAGUGUUUGCAUGUAUUCAUGCAUGAAAACAAACAUGCGUACACAUUCAUAAGCAGUUCUUUAAUAUAGCAACAGAUACUAUUUUUGGAUUUGUUAUGACAAAAAUUAAAGGAAGUCUGACAAUCAGAUAAACAUUAAAAAUUCAGAUAAAAAUAGUCUAAAAGUUUCUGAAUUUCUGGUUCAUCCAAGAACUGUGCUAUUUCCACCCCAACAGCUUGUAUGUGGGAGGCACAAUGCUAAAGGAAAGGCAUAAUAUUUCAAGAAGAGAGCAGCAGUUGCAGUGUUGAAUGAAUUUGAUAGAUAACCAGCCAUUGCCAGUUCCCAAAUGUAAAAAUAGAUCUUAGUUAGCCUAGAGCUUUCUGUUCCAUUAAUUUGUAGUGCCAAUGAAUAGGCUCCAAUCACUCCAGCCCAAUAUUAACGAGCUUAAACUUUGAACAAAUCCCUAGAGUUGGCUGAUGGAGCUAGUUGAUAGUCCCUGGGAGCAGCUAGUGUCUCGUCUUCUCUCAAGGCAGGUAGCAUUGUAUCUUUGCUUGCAAUUGCCCUGUUUGAAUGUAAUGUGAAGCAAAGAUAAAUUAAGAUAUAAAAGACAUGUAACAGUGGCACAGUAUCAUCAUAUCAAUAAAAUUUUUAUACAUGAACAGAAAAUAUCAGAUGUGGAGUUCCAUUUCCUAAAGAUUGAACUUUAUUAGAGUUCGUAUAUAUAAGAAGAUAAAUUUAUUCAUAUUAUCAAAUAAUUUGACUCUUCUCUUUGUAAAGAAUAUGCAGUUUGUACAUAUGAGAACCCCAUAUCAAAACUGUGAAGUUAUCUACAUUAAUUAUUUAAAAAGUAUAUAUUAAAUGAAUGUAGGCAUGGCAAAACCCAAGUGUUGUUUUUGCUUCAUUAAAAUAAUUAUAUAGUGUUAAUCCACUCUGAAAAGCUGUGACAUCACAUUUUCUCAAAAUCAUUAGUACUUUCAUCAAAACUGUGCUUGCUAGAAAACCUGUGCAAUUGCUUCUAAGUCAUGAAUUUCAGAGAAUGGAAGUCACAGCAACCUUAGAACACAGUUUGCCUCCUAAAAGAUACCACAAUCCUGUCUGCCCUUGUCACAAUUCUUUACCCUUAUUUCAAUUAGCAUUCCGUGCAGAUGGGCUUGUUCUGUGCAACAGGGUAUACAGUUAUUCAUCAUUUACUAGACUUCAUAUUUAUUUAAUGAAAGUGAAGUGAAGAAAGUGGAUAAAAAUGACCUGUCAUUGUUUCAGUUGAUAUUAAAAAUAUUGGUACUGUACUAUUUUUGUUCUUUAAAAUACUUUUCCCAUUUUACUUUCAUUGUAAUAUUUGUAAUAAGUUUUUUCAACAAUACUGUUUCUAUUUCAUACUUGCAUUGCAGAAAAUUCAGCAGCACAAAACAUGUUUAUAGAAGCAAUAUUAUUUUCAAAUAAAUAAUAUUACAACAAAGAAAGAAUUCAGACAAGUUGUAAUUUUGAUUAUAUGAUUUUCUCAGUUCAAUUUGAAUUCUUUACCAUCAAAUAUUGAGUUUUUUUUUGGUCAAAUUUAAUUAUCUUACUUAUUCAGAGCUCCUUUUGUGAAAUGAAAACAUUUUUUUAAAUUUCUGUUAGUUUUCAAGUUGUUGCUUAAAGAAGAGAAUCUUGUUUCUGCAUGGUAAAUUGCAAACAUUAUUUCUAAUUUUAAUCGAUUGUUUUUCUCGUUCUUAGAUGCAUAGAUGUAAUAAUUGCCUUUUAAAAUAUCACUCUUAUGACCUAAAAUUUCAUACAUGAAUAUAAUCUGGUGAUGAUAAAAUUAGAAACAAAUAUAUUGUAAUUAACAUUUUCUUCUGCCAAGAUUACCCUGCAGAUGAAUCCACUAGAACACUCAUCAAAUAAAAAAAUAAUAAUAUACACUGA
Molecule: messenger RNA, 4216 nt
Organism: Gryllus bimaculatus (two-spotted cricket)
Lineage: Eukaryota; Metazoa; Arthropoda; Insecta; Orthoptera; Gryllidae
Source: the annotation of a GenBank genome assembly